Bombus pyrosoma is the source of this 5035-nucleotide messenger RNA. RefSeq names its product guanine nucleotide-binding protein subunit alpha homolog (gene cta). The record is from RefSeq and is a predicted model, not a curated record. Gene Ontology annotation, cellular component: heterotrimeric G-protein complex; brush border membrane. The transcript is spliced from 5 exons. Gene Ontology annotation, biological process: Rho protein signal transduction; adenylate cyclase-modulating G protein-coupled receptor signaling pathway. Gene Ontology annotation, molecular function: G-protein beta/gamma-subunit complex binding; GTPase activity; guanyl nucleotide binding. NCBI's taxonomy places the organism in Eukaryota, Metazoa, Arthropoda, Insecta, Hymenoptera, Apidae. Bases 880 to 1989 code for a protein of 369 amino acids.
CAAGGAUAAAUAAAAAAAGGAAGGCCUCCCGACGAAUGACAGCGCGCAAAACCGAUCACGCGGUUGAACCGAGAGGUGUGCUUUCGGUCGGUUUCAGAGACCGUGUGCGCGCCCUGUACGUGUAUGCGUUGCGGCAGUAUCUCACAACAAAUAUGUCGUGGUGGGGAGUAGAUUUUCCCGUUCGCUGUUUCGCAUAUUUCUUCCCCCGCAUUAUUAUUAUGUAGUUCGGCAUAGGUGAUCCGUUGCACGUUUGUCUCGAUACUUGAGUCGAGAGAAGUACAGGUGCUGUGAAUCCUGUCGAUACUAUCAUUAACCAAGAACGAAAGUUUUCUAUAUAAAAGGCGGUGAGGGUCGGCCUCGCACUCGCUGGAUAAAGCGCGAUGAGAACGAUGCGCGAGUUAGCUCUGUUACUCGGUAAUUAGAACGAUUAUUUAAUCAUGUCCAAUCCGCGAGGAACCAGAGACGACAAUCGUGGGCAGCCAGCGGCGUGAGUCUGGCGAUUAACGGUAGGUGUGGGGCCUGGUGCGAAGCUAGAAUCGAAACGACGAUUCUCUGGUGUGUUGACGUUGAUUCGGUGGUUGCAUUCCCCGGCUACGCCUAGGUGAAAAAUGCGGUUCUGAAUCGCUUGGUGUGCCGAUCCCGUGCAAUUACGAACAGGUUGUUCACGGGUGGCUCGUUCGAUACGCGCAUUACGUUACGAUACGCGGUUCGCGAGAACACUCGUUCACGGGUUGCGUGUUUCUCUCUCUCUUUCUCUCUCUCUAUCUCUAUCUGUGUAUGUGCGGUGUUUGGACGAUCAAGGAUAUAUUCCUUCGGAAGGACAGUCUGACACGGAAGAAACGCCGGAAGGAAGGAAGAGGAGGGUAGCAGGGUAGCAAGAUGGCGGGAUCCUUAACGUGGUCAUGUACUUGUUGCCUGCGGUUCAAGUUCAGCCCCGAGGAGAUCGAGCAGCGUUACAAAAGUCAAGAAAUCGAUCGAAUGCUGGAGAAGGAUCGUCAAACUCUUCGGCGACAGGUUAAGCUGCUGCUCCUCGGGGCAGGCGAGAGCGGAAAGUCGACAUUCCUCAAACAGAUGCGAAUUAUUCACGGAAUUAAAUUCGAGCCUGAAUUAAUUAAAGAAUAUCAACAUGUAAUUUAUCAAAAUAUAAUUAAAGGAAUGAAGGUCUUAGUAGAUGCUCGUGACAAGUUAAAUAUUCCAUGGGAAAACUCUAAAAAUUAUGAUAUUGGUUAUCAGUUAUUGAAAUUUGAAAAUACUAUGGUGUUGGAUGCUAGAUUGUUCCUUCAUUAUGUACCAGCUUUGCAAAGUUUAUGGAAAGAUGCAUCGAUCAGAAAAGCCUUUGAUAGAAGAAGAGAAUUUCAAUUAAGUGAUUCAGUACAAUAUUUCUUGGAUAAUCUUGACAGGAUUGCAAGAGUGGAUUAUGUACCUACACAUCAAGAUAUUUUACACUGCAGAAAAGCAACUAAAGGAAUUUCAGAAUUUGUCAUACAAAUUAAUAAUAUUCCAUUUCUGUUUGUUGAUGUUGGAGGACAACGAUCACAAAGACAAAAAUGGUACCAGUGUUUUGAUUGUGUUACCUCGAUACUUUUUCUUGUUUCAUCAUCCGAAUUUGAUCAAGUGUUGUUAGAAGAUAGAAGAACCAAUCGGUUGGAAGAAUCGAAAAAUAUAUUUGAUACAAUAGUCAACAAUAUGAUAUUUGGUGGAGUGUCUAUCAUUCUAUUUUUAAAUAAAACCGAUUUGUUAGACAAAAAAGUAAGAUCCCCUGAUACGAAUGUUCGUUGGUACUUUCCACAAUUCACAGGAGAUUCACAUUCCAUGAAGGAUGUGCAGAAUUUUAUACUUGAAAUGUUCAUAUCUGUUAAAAGGGAUCCAAGAAAACCUCUUUUUCACCAUUUUACUACUGCUGUGGAUACAGAAAACAUAAAAGUUGUAUUUAAUGCUGUCAAGGACACAAUUUUGCAUAGAAAUCUCGAGUCGUUAAUGCUCCAAUAAUGAUAAAUGUGAAUAAAAAGUGAAAUGACUUUUGAUCCACACAUAUGCAUUCAACAUUUAGUGUUUGAUACAUAGUGAAGUGAAAUUAUAGUCAAAGAAGUAUUAAGAUGUCGAUUAGGAAAGAAUAUUCUGGUAAGACAAUAUAUAUUAUGUAUAUUGUAUUAAUGUAAAUCUCGUAAUUAUUUCCGUUUAUAACGGAAAAGUAAACGUUUUCAUAAUAGUUUUAUACAACAAAGGAAGUAAAAACUGCCUAAUGAAAACAUGUAUUGAAAAUUUUUAAUGCUCUAUAUACUAUAUAUAUAUACAUUGAUAAUAUAUUUCCAUCUUUUUGAUGAAUAUUGAUUACUAAAGGGUUGUAAGAAGACUAUUAUAUACAAUAUAUUGUACAUAGCAUCUUGUAUUCUAUACAUUGUCAAUAACAAUGGUUUUACAUGUUUGUAUAAAAAAGGAUCAGUUAGCUAAUAGUUUAGUUAAGAUCUUUCUAUUUUGUACAGAUAUUUAAUCCAGUGCUUCUCUUUUAUAUUAAAGCAUAUAUAUUGAAAAUACUGGUCACGUAACCAGAACUCACAAACAUAAAAGUAACUUAUUUUAUACUUAAGAUUAAUUACUCUAUCUUUAAAAAUAUAUCUUUGUUAACAUUGAAUAUUAAGUAACAAGAAAACCAAAUACUAGAUUCAUGCCAUAUAAACCAAAUGAAACUAACCAGUUUGUGUUCAAAUUGCCGUGUGCAAAAUUUGUUAAUAUUUUAAUGUAUUUUUUUUCCUGAUUUGAUUUAAAGAUUAUAUAUACAGAAUUCUACUAUUUCGAGGUAGCAACAUAAUUUUUUGUACUUUUAUAUUUUUGAGUUUGUAUUUUCAGGAAUUAAAGUUUUGUUCCAUUGAGAAAUUGUGGAAAUUGAACCGUAAUUUAAGUAAUUAAUGUAAUUCUAAUAGUUCAUUACUUUCUGGUUUAAAAAUUUAAACAAAAGAAUCGCGAUAAUCAAUGUUUUAGUUCUUAUGGAAUAAUUAAGUAACAUUUUGUUUGCUAACUUCUGAUUUUGAUAGCUGAUCCUUAAUUUGACAUUAUUCCUUUAAGAAAAAAAAUAUCGAUCAGUAUUAUUAUUUUUCUUGUAGAAAUCUUGAAAUAAAAUUGGUUUUUCACAUUGAUAGCAAUUUUCCAGAAUUAUGCUUAUUAAUUUAUAAACAUAUGGCUUAUCAUUAUGUAAUUUUUUUUGUAAUACAAGGUUUUGUUCCCACGUACUUUGUAAAUUAUAUGGCAUUGUAUUAUUAAAAUAAUUGCGAAAGAAUAAUUACAUCAAAAGAUUUGAUGAAUGAGGGUGAACUGAAAUUUUCUUAUACGUGUCAUAAGAAUUGAAUGAUUAAAAAUUUUCUAACACUAGGGAACAACUUUCUGAAUUGAAGAAACGAUUGUAAGCAGUACUAGAACCAAGGAUUUUAUGUAAUAAUUAUUAUGAUGAAACCAAAGAGUUUAAAAACUAAUGUCUAUAUAAUUUAUUUCCACUAGUUUAACAUAACAUCUAACUUUAUAACUAUUUUUAAAACUACAUUUAUGCACAUGUAUACAGUUAUUUCAUAUCUUUCUGUCUUGGUCACUUAUUACAUAAAAUCUUUGUUUUGAUUAUCUUUUGUAUUAAAGAGAACUGGAAAACUUAGAAUAUUUAAAAAAUUGCAUUUUGAAUUACUUUUGUUUGGAGCUAAUGGAACUGAAAAAUUAGUAUUUUGUUAUUUUUGUAUAUAAAAAUUUUAGAUAUAGUGUGGCAAUACAAAAUGUUAGAAAAUUGAAUUUUUGUGUGAUUUGUAUCAUGCAAAUUUAUUGUGGAAUUCUGAUGAUUGGUAUAUUUUCGUAGCUGACUUUACAUUCCUAUAAAGUUAAUCAGGUUUUAAUUGAUAUUCUUAGAAUACUUUUAAAUUAUAUUACAUCUUUAUAAUAUAGAAACAUAAUUAUACUGCUUCCAUUGAAGCAUUGUUUUGAUUUGAAUUUGGUAAAUUCAAAAUACGGUUUUAUACAGCUUAUAUGUCUCUCUGUAUACAAAACUUAUUUUCACUGAUACUCAUUGGGAAUAAUAUUUGUAAUUUUUUAUAGAAAUAUUUUGUAGAAUAUACUCUUGGUACUUCAUCGAUUAAAAAUUUACCUGUGAAUUUAUAUAAGUACAAUGCAUAAAAUCAUUACAGAAAAUUGUCAUGAUACUUAAACUUUUCAUAAUACGCACAAUUCAUUUUGCAGUGAUAUAUAUGUAACAUUUACUUGUUUAAUUAUAUAACAAAGAUACUUACGAAAUUAUAAAAGAGAGCAUUAGUUAAUCGAAUUUUAUAUCAAUUUCUUUGCAUUUACAUGUAUUUUACGUUAGUUAUUAUACAAGUUUUCCUUUAAACUGUUACAAGUAGUAAUGAGAAAUAUUAAAAAUAACUAACUUUGUGAUAAAGUGUCGCGGAAAGCGAAAAAACAGUGAUUUUUUAUAUUUCUAGAAAUGCGGAGAUUAUUUUAAUCUGUUCAAUUUGAUCAAAUUUGUGCAUUACAGUCUAAACAAAAAAGUGGAAGUCAGAUGUCUUAUGAUUACUAUAUUGUUAACGAUACAACAAUAUUUUACAUACACGCGUCCACGUUUUAAUUGACUUUAUUAUAAUUUGUAAUUAUAUUUACAUUAGGUACUUUUAAAUGCAUACCUACAUUCUCAAAUCAUGAAAAUGCAUUCGUACACAAUAGAUAAUAAUUACAACGAACGAAAACCGUGAAGUAGCUUUAUAUGUAGUUUAUUAUAUCUGUACGUUUCUAACGGAAUUUAUUAUAAUGACAAUUAUUAUUUUUACAAAUUUAAGUGUCAUCAUAUUUAAAUUGUUUUUAAUGUUAUACACAAAUAAUAAUCUACUGAAAAUCAUAAAAAAUAUUUGUCAUUACAAAAAGAAUUUUCUUUAAUGUAAAAGUAAUCAAUUAAAACAAAUGAAAUUUGUAACUCGUUAAUUGUGAUUUAUCAAGGAACCAUGUGGAUAUACUCGCAAUAGGCUACAACAAUAAUAAAAUAUUUUUCUGUAAGUUUGUAUAAUACUAA